UGCCUUUCAGUGUCACCCAUCAGUGCCACCUAUCAAUGCCAAUCAGUGCCACCUAUCAAUGAUGCCAAUCAGUGCCACCUAUCAGUGCCAGUCAGUGUUGCAUAUAAGUGUCAGUCAGUGCGCCUAUCAGUGCCAGUCAGUGUCGCCUAACAGUUCUGCCUAUCAGUGCCAUCAGUGCCUCCUCAUCAGUGCCCAUCAGUGCCACCUAUCAGUGUCAGUCAGUGCUGCCUAUCAGUGCCAGGCAGUGCCGCCUAUCAGUGCUGCCUAUCAGUGCCAUAUAUCAGUGUCAUGUAUCAGUGCUGCCUUUCAGUGCCCAUCAGUGAUGCCUGUCAAUGCCCAUCAGUGCCACCUACCAGUGCCUCCUCAUCAGUGCCCAUCAGUGCCACCUAUCAGUGUCCAUCACUUCAGCCUCAUU
Molecule: messenger RNA, 415 nt
Organism: Staurois parvus
Lineage: Eukaryota; Metazoa; Chordata; Amphibia; Anura; Ranidae
Source: the annotation of a GenBank genome assembly